Messenger RNA from Manis pentadactyla (Chinese pangolin), 1548 nucleotides. RefSeq names its product claudin 18 (gene CLDN18). Gene Ontology annotation, molecular function: structural molecule activity. The coding region runs from base 332 to 1132 and encodes 266 amino acids. Gene Ontology annotation, biological process: cell adhesion; bicellular tight junction assembly. Gene Ontology annotation, cellular component: bicellular tight junction; plasma membrane. The record is from RefSeq and is a predicted model, not a curated record. NCBI's taxonomy places the organism in Eukaryota, Metazoa, Chordata, Mammalia, Pholidota, Manidae. The transcript has 5 exons.
GGCCGUCGUGCAGGGCCUUCCAGGCAGCACGCUCUGCACUUGCUUCACCCUCUAGAGAGGAGAACCUGGCUAGUAGGAAAGAAACUCCCUCAAAAGGUAAACAGUGAGUCGAAUGUACAUAUGGUGGAAAACAAAUGGCUCCUGGUACCAUGUCACGGGAAUUAUCUCACUCACUCAGAUAAAGGAGCAGGGCGAGCCCAGCGGUACCGGUGAGUCCCCUCCUCUAUUGCAUGGCCCAUUGGUGACGUGUGUCCCAGCCUCUCCAAGAAAACUCUACCCCUGCCCUUGGCACUCUCAGAGCCGGGCUGUCCCUCUGUGUGGCGCUCUGUGAAUGCUGUGCCCCACCAUGGCCGUGACCGCCUGCCAGGGCCUGGGCUUCGUGGUCUCAUUGAUCGGGAUUGCGGGCAUUAUUGCCGCCACCUGCAUGGACCAGUGGAGUACCCAGGACUUGUACAACAACCCAGUGACAGCUGUAUUCAACUACCAAGGGCUGUGGCGCUCCUGUGUUCGAGAGAGUUCUGGCUUCACGGAGUGCCGGGGCUACUUCACCCUGCUGGGACUGCCAGCCAUGCUGCAGGCAGUGCGAGCCCUGAUGAUCGUGGGCAUUGUCCUGGGUGCCAUAGGCCUCCUGGUGUCCAUCUUUGCCCUGAAGUGCAUCCGCAUUGGCAGCAUGGAGGACUCUGCGAAGGCCAACAUGACACUGACCUCUGGGAUCAUGUUCAUCAUUGCAGGUCUUUGUGCAAUCGCUGGAGUGUCUGUGUUUGCCAACAUGCUGGUCACUAACUUCUGGAUGUCUACAGCCAGCAUGUACACCAGCCUGGGUGGGAUGGUGCAGACUGUUCAGAACAGGUAUACUUUUGGUUCAGCUCUGUUCGUGGGCUGGGUCGCUGGAGGCCUCACGCUAAUUGGGGGUGUGAUGAUGUGCAUCGCCUGCCGGGGUCUGGCACCGGAGGAAACCAAUUACAAAGCAGUAUCUUAUCAUGCCUCAGGCAACAAUGUCUCCUAUAAGCCUGGAGGCUUCAAGGCCAGCACUGCCUUUGCACCCAGCUCCAAAAACAAGAGGAUGUAUGAUGGGGGAGCUCACACGGAGGACGAGGUACAAUCUCAUCCUUCCAAGUAUGACUACGUGUAGCACUCCAAGACACGUCAGCACAGGCAGAAGACACCCCCAAUGAGAGCUCCCCCCAAAACAAGGACAUUUUUCCUUGAUUCGCAAUUGCUUUGGACUCACAGUUGGAAGUUAGAAAAGCCUUGAUUUCACCUGUGGUGAGGCCAAAGCGUCUUGGCUGCAUGUAUCUGUCUCUAAGUUUUCCAUCACAAAACAGCUGAGUUAUCAGAUGUGAAUUAGAGGCUAUAGCUCACAUUUUCCAAACCUCUAUUUCUUGUUUUUUAAAUAACCUUCUUAAUCUUGUUAGAAAUGGCAUAAAACUAAAUGUGAUUUAUUCCCAGAGGAAUUAAUGUUUAAACAAAAGGGUAUUAAUAAGAAGCCUACAUGUCAGAACAUGUACCAGGGAGUCACUCUGGCUGGGAGAGGAGGGAGAGGGAGAU